Molecule: messenger RNA, 2785 nt
Organism: Musa acuminata AAA Group (dessert banana)
Lineage: Eukaryota; Viridiplantae; Streptophyta; Magnoliopsida; Zingiberales; Musaceae
Product: G-type lectin S-receptor-like serine/threonine-protein kinase LECRK1
Exons: 1
Coding region: 15-2477 (820 amino acids)
Biological process (GO): protein phosphorylation
Molecular function (GO): protein serine/threonine kinase activity; ATP binding
Source: RefSeq, a predicted model, not a curated record
CAGGUCGACGAAUCAUGAGACACCAUAUUCAUCAUCUCGCACACAAACCCUCUGCCGAUCUCAUUAUGACUCCUCCGUUCAUCCUCGUCUUCCUCUUGUUAACCCAAGUAAUCACAGCUACCGCUGCUGGCCAGAGAUACGCCAAUAUCACACGAGGCACCACCCUCACCGCUCAAGGCUCGCCCAGUUCAUGGCUCUCCCCCUCCGGCGACUUCGCCUUAGGCUUCUACCCCCUCGACAGCGACACCUCCCUCUUCCUCCUCGCCGUCUGGUAUGACUCGACCUCCCCUAAGGCCGUCGUCUGGUCCGCCAACCGCGACGCUCCCGUCGCUGCGGGUUCCACCCUGCAGCUCACUAGCGACGGCCGCCUCUCCCUCAAGGACCAGGACGGCAAGCAGGUUUGGAACGCCGGAGCCGCCAACGCCUCCUUCGCUGCCCUCCUCGACACAGGCAACCUCGUCCUCGCCGCUUCUUCCUCCAACUUCCUAUGGCAGAGCUUCGACUUCCCCACUGACACGCUCCUGCCGGGCCAAGUCCUGACCCAGGGCUCCAGCCUGCGUUCCCAACUCACCGAUUCGGACACCUCCGAUGGCCGCUUCCAGCUGGUGGCGCAGACGGACGGCAACCUCGUGCUCUAUCCGCUGGCCCUUCCCACCGGAAACCAGUACGUCGCCUACUGGUCCACCGGCACGACCGGCUCUGGCAAUCAGCUCGUCUAUAACGAGACCGGCAGUCUGUACUAUGCCGUCUCCAAUGGUACCAUCGUCGGCAUAAGCCCUACCUCUACCUAUUCCACGGGCAAUUUCUACCAGCGCGCGAGGCUGGAUCCCGACGGCGUAUUCCGCCAGUACAUCUACCCGAAGAAUGGCACGGCUGGCGGGUCCUUGAGGAAGACGUGGAACGCGGUGGCCAAAGUGCCGCUAGACAUUUGCCGAGAUCUUGUGGUGGAAAACGUCGGCAGCGGCGUCUGCGGCUUCAACAGCUACUGCUCGUCGGAUGGGGAUCAGACACGCAUCAACUGCAUGUGCCCACCGCAGUACUCCUUUAUCGAUCCGGACAAGAAGUACAAAGGCUGCAAGCAGGACUUCCUACAGAUCUGCGAGGGGUACAACCCCGGUGAAUUCGAAUUGAUCCCCGUGGACAACGUCGACUGGCCGUACUACGACUAUGAGUACUACACGAAUGUGGACCAAGAUCGAUGCGCACAGUACUGCUUGGAGGACUGCUUCUGCGUGGUCGCCAUCUUCUGGAGCAACGACGGGGGAUGCUGGAAGAAGAGGCAGCCGCUGGCGCACGGAAGGAUGGGUAGUUAUGUUGAUAGAAGGGCGCUGAUCAAAGUGUCCAAAAGCAACGCUUCCCUGACUCUGCCGCCGGGCCCAGUGACUACUAUAACAAAGAAGCAACGGACGCCGAUGAACCGAGUCGGAUCAGCGCUACUGUGGUGUUCUGGCUCUCUGAAUUUGAUCUUAGUUGCGUUGAUGUCUGUCACCGUCUUAGGUCACCGCAGAAAGAGGGGUCAGAUGCUUCAGCGACAGACCAGCAUGUCCGUGGUAAAUCUCCGAGUUUUUUCUUACCAAGAGCUCGAAGAAGCCACUAAUGGAUUUAAAGAGGAGCUGGGAAGAGGCGCAUUUGGCGUGGUCUACAAGGGGGUGUUGGCAUCAAACAUCAGGACCGAUAUUGCGGUGAAGAGGCUGGAUAGGCUGCUUCACCUGGACAACGAUAAAGAAUUCACCAACGAGGUGAGAUCUAUCGGGCAGACUCAUCACAAGAAUCUGGUCAAAUUGAUCGGAUAUUGCGACGAAGGGUCCCACAGGCUUCUGGUGUAUGAGUACAUGAGCAACGGGGCACUGACGGGUUUCCUGUUUGGCGAUGUGAAGCUGCAGUGGGAGCAGCGAGUCCAAAUCAUCUUAGGCAUAGCCAGAGGGCUGCUGUACUUGCAUGAAGAAUGCAGCACCCCUAUCGUCCAUUGUGAUAUCAAACCUCAGAACGUACUCCUUGAUGAUAAAUUUGUGGCUAGGAUUUCAGACUUUGGGCUGGCAAAGCUUCUAAAAUCCGACCAGACUCGCACCAUCACCGGCAUAAGGGGAACCAGAGGGUACGUUGCCCCAGAGUGGUUCAAGAGCAUGGCAAUCACAAAGAAGGUCGACGUGUACAGCUUUGGUGUGAUGAUGCUAGAGAUCAUAUGCUGCAGGAAGAACUUGGAAACAGAUAUUGGGGAAGUGGAAGAGGAGGAACCGGUGCUGGUGUACUGGGCUUAUGAUUGCUACAAAGAGGGGAGGCUGGACCUCCUGCUGAAGAAUGAUGAAGAGGCGAUGAGUGAUUCAAGGAGGGUGGGGAGGUUUGUUACAGCAGCUAUUUGGUGUAUCCAGGAGGAUCCAUCGCUAAGGCCCUCGAUGCACAUGGUAACCCAGAUGCUAGAAGGAGCAGUUCCAGUUCCUAUGCCACCUGAUAUUUCAUCCUCCGCAAGCUCGCGGUAAUUUCAAUAGGUGGUCAUGUAGAAUCUGUGGUCGCUGUUAUGCACUGUGUCGUUUCUAAGACCCUCUUGAGUUUGUACCAUGGCGUCCACUUCCCUUCUGCAUUCUCGAAGACCUCAGAGCCAUGCUAAGAUCUUGCGAGUGCAAGAAUCAAUAAGAGUGCAAAUCGCUGCACCAAAUUCCAAUGCCAUGAGAAAAAUUUAUGUAUUUGUUACUAGUGCAACUGUAGUGUUCAUGUAGUACGGAUGCAGCUAAUGUUUUUUAUAAUGCAAUCUUAAUAUGAAUUUUGUGACAUGGAGCGUUUUACUGCA